AUGCUCUCCUCGGUCGGGCUGGUUCCCAGCCUCGCGGCGUCCUCGUGCGCCGUGCUCCCCGCGCCGCUCGGGCGAGCCGAUCAGCCGCCGUCGCCUUCGCGCACGCGGCGCGACGCGCUGCAAAUUGCGCUCCGGGCCUGGACCGUGGGCGCCGGUGCGGCCAUCGCAGGCCUCGUGCACGGAGAGGCGGAGAGGCUGGCCACGGCGCCGCGACCGGACGAGCUGCGCGAGGGCGACGAGCUGUACCGGCUCAGAUCGCAGAACGAGCUCGCGCCGCGCCGCGCCGCGCUCGACGCCGACUGGCGCGAGCUCCGCCGUUCGCCGCCGACGCGGGAGCAGACGCGGCAGGCGUUUGAGGAGGUCGUGCGGGUGCGCGACGCGAUUCGGGAGGCGCGGGCGCUGGCGGAGGCGCAGCGCUGGGCCGAGCUCGGCGCGCUGCUCCCUGCGGACACGGUGCCCGCCCUCGAGCGCGCCGCCACCCUCCUCGCGGCGUCGGCCUCGCUCACGGCCGACCAGCGCGCGGCCAUCGGGUGGCAGUGGGGCGCGUGCGGCUGGAGGCGGUGCGGCGCGCAGGCGGACGCGGCGCAGGCGCUGAGCAAGCUGCGCGCCAACCUCGGGAUGGUCGUCCCGCUCGAGGCCCUCUUCUACCUCGACGUGGCGCUCCGCGCGACAGACGAGAUUGUGGCCCUCGGCGUCGAGUCGCGUCUGUUGCCGCCGAGCGCCGCGGGCGCGCACGCCGACUACUUGCGGCGCGAGUCGCUCGAGCUCAUCCUCCCUGCCGAGGACUUGGCUUCGGGCGACGCGAACCUGCCCGUGACGCGCGGCGGGGCGAGCGAGGCGGAGGAGGCGCUCGACGAGCUCGAGGCGGAGAUACUCAGCCAGCUCUCGCCGGCCGGGCUGGCCGGUGGGGGGAGUGAUGAUACGUAGCACUAGAGGUCACGUUUGACUUAGCCGCUCUUGGCUGUGGCGAAGCGCGAUUCCACCUCUUUCCUGACAGCCUGUCGACGAGAGAG
This is a messenger RNA of Emiliania huxleyi CCMP1516, 1013 nucleotides long. RefSeq lists its product as hypothetical. The transcript is spliced from 4 exons. NCBI's taxonomy places the organism in Eukaryota, Haptophyta, Isochrysidales, Noelaerhabdaceae. The record is from RefSeq and is a predicted model, not a curated record. The coding region runs from base 1 to 927 and encodes 308 amino acids.